AUGUCUUGCUUCUCUAGGAUUUCUUCCCAGGCUGGAGGCAGCGGUUGUGGCAGAGCGUCUGGUGGUGGAAGUAGCUUCAGCAGUAGCAGCAGAUGUGGCUUGGGGGGUGGCUCUGCUUGGGGCUUCGGAGGCUCCAGCAGCUGUGGACUGAGUGGAGGCUUUGGCAGUGGGUUAGGCGGGGGCUUCGGAGGUGGGUUCAGUAGCAGCUCCAUGAUAGGAGGCCACGGAGGUGGCCUGGGUGCCAGUGCAGGCUUUGGUGGAGGCUUUUACAGUUGUGCUGGCUCCAGGGGCAGUGGAGGAACUGCCAGUGAUGGGGGACUUUUCUCUGGAAAUGAAAAGCAAACCAUGCAGAGCCUCAAUGACCGUCUGGCUAGCUACCUAGACAAGGUCCAUGCUCUAGAGGGGGCCAACACUGAUCUGGAGAUCAAGAUCAGGGAAUGGUAUGAUAAGUCUGGGGCUAAAAAUGCAGAAUCUAAGAAAGACUACGACAAAUAUUAUCAAACAAUUGAAGACCUAAGAAACCAGAUCAUUGCCGCUACCAUCGACAACGCCAAGAUCAUUGCACCUAUUGACAAUGCUAGGUUGGCUGUUGAAGAUUUCAGAAUGAAGUAUGAAAAUGAGCUUUGCAUACGGCAGUCUAUGGAAGCAGAUAUAAAUGGCCUUCACAAAGUGCUUGAUGAGUUGAAUAUGACCACAUCAGACCUGAAAAUGCAGUAUGAAAGCUUGAAUGAAGAGCUGGUUUAUCUUAAGAAGAAUCAUGAAGAGGAAAUGAACAGUUCACAGGGGAGUAAUCAUGGGGAUGUGAACGUGGAGAUGAAUGCUGUUCCAGGAAUGGAUUUGACCAAACUGUUGAAUAACAUGAGGGCCCAGUAUGAGGAGCUGGCUGAGCAAAACCGCAGGAAAGCAGAAGAGCAGUUCCGUAAGCAAAGUGCAACCUUGCAAGCACAGAUCUCCACUGAUGCAGGAGCAACCGACUCAGCCAAGAGUGAGAUAUUGGAACUGAAGCGGACUCUUCAAGGCCUGGAGAUUGAAUUUCAGUCCCUAAUAACCAUGCAAGACUCCCUGGAAGGCACCCUUGCAGAAACUGAAGCAAGCUAUGUGGCCCGGCUCUCCCAAAUGCAACUUCAAAUCAGCAGCCUGGAGAAACAAAUCUGCCAAAUUAGAGGAGAGGUAGAUUGUCAGAAUGCAGAAUAUGAACAGCUGUUAAACAUCAAGACCCGCCUGGAGAUGGAAAUUGAGACUUACCGCAGCCUGCUUGAUGGAGAGGGGAAUAGUUCUAGAGGCAAGGGAGAAGUAUCAAGAGGUCUACCAUCUGCUGACUCGGGCACAGACCAAUCAAAGAGAGAGUCAAACAAAACCAGAGUGACCAGGAUGAUGAAAGAGGAUCCGACUAGUAGUCAAGGGCUGUCAUCUCAAGCUAAUUAUAUUUCUGGAAUGAAAAUUAAAUAAGCAGAUGCUCAGAUGGCCUUUGUCAUAGAGAAUGAAAUAACGAGUCUUCCUGGAGAAAUAAACUAUCUGAACAGCCUAAGAGAAAUCAACUCUUUUAGGCCCUC
Molecule: messenger RNA, 1553 nt
Organism: Sarcophilus harrisii (Tasmanian devil)
Lineage: Eukaryota; Metazoa; Chordata; Mammalia; Dasyuromorphia; Dasyuridae
Product: keratin, type I cytoskeletal 24-like
Exons: 8
Coding region: 1-1449 (482 amino acids)
Molecular function (GO): structural molecule activity
Source: RefSeq, a predicted model, not a curated record